Lasiodiplodia theobromae is the source of this 972-nucleotide messenger RNA. Its product is annotated as C6 zinc finger domain containing protein. Gene Ontology annotation, cellular component: nucleus. Bases 1 to 972 code for a protein of 323 amino acids. NCBI's taxonomy places the organism in Eukaryota, Fungi, Ascomycota, Dothideomycetes, Botryosphaeriales, Botryosphaeriaceae. Gene Ontology annotation, molecular function: RNA polymerase II cis-regulatory region sequence-specific DNA binding; DNA-binding transcription factor activity, RNA polymerase II-specific. Gene Ontology annotation, biological process: positive regulation of transcription from RNA polymerase II promoter by galactose. The transcript has 3 exons. The record is from RefSeq and is a predicted model, not a curated record.
AUGUCAGCACUGGUUACAGUUUCAGAACUAUUACGCAGCGUCCAGCAUUUUUACAACCAUCACGACUCAUCUGUCAGCGCGGAUUUGAAACAUGCCCAUCGCAUCCGCAACAAGCUGCGUAGUUUUGCCCAGACAGUCAAGGAAGAUUUCGGCUUCAGCCUUGGACUCCACCUCGGGACUGAAAGAGAUGAGAACUUCGUCACCCGCGCGGUAAUUUCUUACUUGUAUUUCUACACGCUUCUUCUCACAUUUCGUCCUUUCCUACUUCUCUUCGUCGAGCUGAAGAGACGCGGUGAAGCCGAGGGAAAAGACAGCGAUUCAAAAUCCAACCCUUUCAACAUUCCCCCAUUGUUGGAGGCUUGUGAGCACACUGUAGAUGCGGCUCGCUCGAUAGUGAUGCUAGGUGAGAUUGUCUUCGCAACCGGACCUGGUGCCGAGGGCGUCUACAACAACUGCUUCUUCCUUGAGAGUGCAUGCUUCGUGUUGAUACUAGCUGCACUUCAUGACAGAAACGCCACUCGUCGCCACAUUCGAUACAUCAACCGCGGCAUUCGCGCAUUGCGACAGAUCCACCCACGAGAACCUAUUGUCAGCAUAAUCGCAGCAAUUGAUGAAAUGCGCGGCAAGGUCGAAAUGCUGACUGGUCUGACCGAACCCAUUCCUCAAAGCAUGGAAGGUUUUCACGGACUACCAGGUAUAAGUGGAUCCGAGCAGCCAAAAUACGUUGGCGGGGAUGGCAUAUCCGCUGCUUCCGCACCCGGAAUGGUGCCUGGUACAGAUCCCUGUCAACCAGAUUUGGAGACGCCACCAGGCUUCGGCUCGUUCGAGCAACGUGCACCAAGUGUUUCGAGCGACGUUUUGGAUGCCACAUGGCCUUCCAUGGAUUGGAACUUUGACCUGUCCAAUCUCGACCUCGAGUCGUUCGUUUCGGUCAUGGGGAAUCAACAGGAUGGAAACUUCGGUUUAUUCUAG